Messenger RNA from Aspergillus aculeatus ATCC 16872, 933 nucleotides. RefSeq lists its product as uncharacterized. The transcript has a single exon. The record is from RefSeq and is a predicted model, not a curated record. Bases 309 to 533 code for a protein of 74 amino acids. Lineage: Eukaryota; Fungi; Ascomycota; Eurotiomycetes; Eurotiales; Aspergillaceae.
UAGUGAAUCAAGUCCAGAAUGCGAAAAAGAGUUGUGCAGCUAUACACUAUAACCUCCUAAAUCAAUUCACAAUGGCUCCUAGCAAAGCCCAUUCGACUUGCUCAAUCUAGGUAGUGCAUGACAAGCAGUGGACUCUUUUCGCUCAUUGACGCACAUCGGUCGCUGCCCGAUAUGUCACGUGCACAGCAUCGUCAGCGUUCAUUUCCUGCCUCCGCCGAACAGUUUCCCCUCACGAAGUCUUCUCGAGAAGCACCGGGAUUCUUCUCAGUGCUCUCGCACCCCACACACCAUCCAAAUUCGAAUCCAAUAUGGCUAAUACAACAUCUUCGAAACCGCAUCUCUGGGAAGAUGAUUUGAGCGACGAAGCGGACAAGGAGCGCAGAGUACUAGCGGAGUGGGCGUCAACAAUUCCGUUCAAGAGCAAGGCCGAUGAUUUUCAAGUGCACGAGUCGGAAGAAUUCCAGAAACGAAUCGUACCUCUUCUUCACAGGCUUCAGUUACCAUAUAAAGUGAGACUAUCCUACCAUGUUUAAUAAGGAGUUAUUGACAUAAUAAGGGUUAUUCACUAGUCCAUAUUCCUGGCCCAGCACCUGCGCCGUUCUCGCAUACGAAGGGGGAUGCCUACAUUAUACCCUUGCAAUUAUUAAGUGAACAGUCAAACGUCUCGGGUAUACCACUUCGGGAAGGCAAAAGUGUCUUUAUGAGAUGCAACCAAGGGGUUGUCAUUAGCCCUGAGUUACGCUUGCUCUUCAUAUUACUGUGAGACAAGGAGAUAGAAUAGCCUCUCUAAUAAUUCAAGAUCCAUCAAUGUGGCCCCAAUUAGAAAGUCCAUUUGGCUGAUCAGUGUAGGUCAUCUGUGUACCACAAAUAAGAUUAGAUAUCGGAAGCGGAGAAAUAGUUAGUGAUAAAAAGACAAACCUCCGAAUAUAUGGC